UAGUUGUAGUUGGGAGCCAGCGUGUGUGAGCCGCGCUUCACUUCCAGAUUAUAAAUAAAUAUCAUUAAAUGACGUGAUUUGCAUACCCAGUUCAUCUUCCAAUUAUCUUUCAGUCAGAGAUCAGGUCUGGAGCAGUAGAGAUGGUGCUGUUAAUCGGGCUGAUUUCAUAUUGGGCUGUUUCCUGUGCUGUGGCAGCACCAACAGUGCAUUUGAUAAAACAGGAAGACAGUGCAGACAUCCCUGAUAUUCAAACAGAUCUACCACAGAUAGUCGACCCGCUGUGGAUGACGGUGACAAUGAAACCACUUGUUAAAACCGCUGUAGUGAAGCCAAUUAGCAAAAGUUAUCAGCCGCCGCACGAAACAGUCAACCAGAAUUCGCCCCCGCAGCAACCGUCGUACUAUCCUUACUACUAUCAAUUUCAACCGGCAUCGAAUCCUGAGCCACUCUAUCCUUACAACACACCGCAAUAUCAAUACCAGCCGGGCUACCAACUUCAAUGGCCUUCAGUGUCGACCCAGCCGUUGGUAGCAUCGCAGUUGUUCCCGCUCCCGCUACCGCAAGUAGGCAGCAACAAUCCACCCUGUGGCGAUAGCGGCAGAAAUAUCGGCGGUUAUCACCAGCACGGCUAUUAAUGCUGCAGCUUUGUACAAAUCUCUCGUAAAUCUGUGUGAUUAUAAAAUACAAAAGCAAACACUCGUCAAUUUUAUUCCCGUGCAGUGCCUAAUUUUACGAGUGAAAUCACUUCAAAGUGCGCCUUUCGCUCCUCUGAUGGCGAUGGCGUAGGACUGCUAGCGCUGUAGCAAUAAAAGCUUCAAAGGCAUUCGGAGCAUCAUCUCGUCUCUCGCCGGAAAUAAAUACUUGCCGGAGUCUUUUGUUCGCAGCCGAGCCAAGGCAGCAUUAAGAAA
Molecule: messenger RNA, 908 nt
Organism: Topomyia yanbarensis
Lineage: Eukaryota; Metazoa; Arthropoda; Insecta; Diptera; Culicidae
Exons: 2
Coding region: 141-635 (164 amino acids)
Source: RefSeq, a predicted model, not a curated record